Messenger RNA from Exophiala aquamarina CBS 119918, 660 nucleotides. RefSeq lists its product as uncharacterized. The transcript is spliced from 2 exons. NCBI's taxonomy places the organism in Eukaryota, Fungi, Ascomycota, Eurotiomycetes, Chaetothyriales, Herpotrichiellaceae. Gene Ontology annotation, molecular function: RNA binding. Gene Ontology annotation, cellular component: nucleolus. The record is from RefSeq and is a predicted model, not a curated record. The coding region runs from base 1 to 660 and encodes 219 amino acids.
AUGCCCCCUCCGACGAAACGACGGCGGACCGAGCCGACCGCAGUGGAAGAGAUCACCUUUGACCUGUCCGCACGACAGGAAUACUUGACGGGGUUCCAUAAGAGAAAAUUACAGCGGGCGAAGCAGGCCCAGGAAGCGGCAGCGAAGAGGGCCAAGGCGGAGAGGAUUGAGCAUCGGAAACAGAUUCGCGAGGAACGAAAAGCCGACCUUGAGAGGCAUGUGAGAGAAGUCAAUGCUCUCCUUGUGCCUGCGGAUGCGGCCCCGGGGGUGGAUGAUGAAAGGGAGAGUUCAGGGUCUGACGAUGAAUGGUCUGGGAUUACAGACCUAGAACCACCUCCGAUUGAUCAUGAAGCGGAAUACGUUGAUGAGGACAAAUACACCACAGUGACAGUGGAAGCGAUGGAUGUGACGCGCGAAGGGCUGUUCAAGGCUGGGCAAGAAGACGCAGAAGAGAACGAGGAACAGGCCCGAGAUGCCUCAGAAGAGCCGGCGUCUGAAAAGAAGCGAAGAUGGACCAAAGACAAACCCAAAGAUGCUGGUCACAGGGGCAAGAAAAAGAAGAGGAAUUUCAGGUACGAGAGCAAAGCGGAGAGGAAAGCAACUCGAUACAAGGAGAGAUCCAAGAACAAAAAGCAAGCGCGAGAGCGAAAGUCUGGAUGA